UUGAAACACCAACAUCUCGACAUCUCGACAUCACGACAUCACGACCUCCACCCCGGCCUGUCUCGCAGACCAUCAGCAUCGGCCCCCAAACCCAUCGAUUCGCGCCCAACACUUCUGCGAGUGUCACCUCCUCUGAAUACCCCUCCACCCAACCGCUGCCUGAAUAACAAAAUGGCGAACGACGAAUACGAUUUCCUUUUCAAGGUGGUGCUGAUCGGUGACUCUGGUGUCGGAAAAUCGAACCUGCUCUCGCGAUUCACCCGGAAUGAGUUCAACCUCGACAGCAAGUCCACAAUCGGCGUCGAAUUUGCGACGCGCAGCAUUCAAGUGGACAACAAGACGAUCAAGGCGCAAAUCUGGGACACCGCCGGCCAAGAGCGCUACCGCGCCAUCACCUCUGCCUACUACCGGGGCGCUGUGGGUGCACUACUCGUCUACGAUAUCUCCAAGCAACAGACGUACGAGAACGUCACACGGUGGUUGAAAGAGCUGAGGGAUCAUGCGGACACAAACAUAGUCAUCAUGCUUGUGGGUAACAAGUCAGAUCUUCGUCAUCUGCGCGCAGUGUCCACAGACGACGCCAAACAAUUCGCGAGCGAGAACGGCCUCUCCUUCAUCGAGACCUCCGCCUUGGACGCCUCCAACGUCGAGCUUGCCUUCCAGCAAGAAUUGGCUGAGAUCUACCGCAUCGUCAGCAGCAAGGCACUCGACCAAGGAGAGCCAAGCCAGGGACCAGGGCAAGGCAGUGCCAUUCCGCUAGGCCCAUCGAACAUGCCGGCAGACAAGAAGAGCGGACAGUGCUGUUGAGAACGGAAGCCAAUUUGGUUGGCACAGAUGGGACGACUUUCGUUUGGUGGAGCAUGCAUGUGGGAGGCUAGGAGUCUGGAGUAGAGGUCAUGCCAGCGACGAUUCAGCUGAUGCGAGACGCGGCUCUGCUCGUAGUACGAUUGCUUCUGCCUCUUGAGAGGAGAGGAAUGACGUUAAUACGACCUUUCAAUGAUAUUGCAGUUCUUGGAG
Messenger RNA from Zymoseptoria tritici IPO323, 1017 nucleotides. Its product is annotated as GTP-binding protein. The transcript has 4 exons. The coding region runs from base 172 to 807 and encodes 211 amino acids. The record is from RefSeq and is a predicted model, not a curated record. Gene Ontology annotation, biological process: exocytosis. NCBI's taxonomy places the organism in Eukaryota, Fungi, Ascomycota, Dothideomycetes, Mycosphaerellales, Mycosphaerellaceae. Gene Ontology annotation, cellular component: recycling endosome. Gene Ontology annotation, molecular function: GTP binding; GTPase activity.